UCGUCAAAGGUCAAGAACUUAACCCCCCCCCCCCACUGAAAUAAAGAAAACCGAAACAGGGAAACAGUUGAAGGUCGCUAGUCACAGUGAUCUGACGUGUUGUAGCUCUUCUCGUCGUUAAAAAAGAUCUUCAAUCGAAAUUAAUUUCACCAGCUUUUACCCAGAUGGACGAUACAAUAAAGGUGCCCAUCACUUUCGAGAAAGUGGAUGACGAUUUGACGUGUGUGAAAUGGACAACAUGGCUGAAUAAGACAACCAGUAUUUGUCAAGCAAGAGAAACUGAGAGAUUCCAGCUGAAUUACGCCCCCUUGGAUGUUUGCUACUUCAACGUCUCGUGCGUGUACAACUUCCUCGUCAAAGACGAUGGCUCACGGCGGUAUUGUUUUGAGAUCUUUUUGACGCAGGUCAAAUCGUUUAAGAUGGACAACGUGAAUGUUAACGACACUUCACCGGUCUCGCUCUUGGGCCCGCUAGAUUCCCACCGACGACGACCUUACGCUGUUUGGUCUACAAUCAACGGAAAUGCAAUCACGUUGAAGGAAGUAGGCCUACGUCAUGGAUUCUGGAAAUCGACCAAAACGUAUGUUAGUAUCGCCAAUCUGCAGCCGCCAUUGUUUUCCUGUUUUCUCUGGAUCAAGUUCAAGAUGUUCGGUGUCGGUGAGAUCAGCGCCCUGAAUCACAUGGCGGAUCUGUUGGCUCGUCAAACUCAUUCGGAUGUCCAGUUUUGUUUUGGAAAUUACGAAACGAUCGGCGGGCAUGUGGCCAUCUUGUCAGCCAGGAGCCCCGUCUUUGCCGCAAUGUUCCAGCACGACAUGCAAGAGUCAAAGACGAGAAAAGUCGUCAUCGAAGAUAUUGUACCCGAGAUUUUUAAAGAACUGCUCCACUACAUUUACUCCGGCCGGUGUAGCACUCCGUUGACUGAAGGCACGGCUCAACCACUGUUCGUGGCCGCCGACAAGUACGACAUCAAAGACUUGAAAGAAGAUUGUGUCCAGUACCUCUUGCCAUGCGUCACCGUUAAAAACGCCGUUGAACUACUGAUUUGGGCCGACCUGCAAUCGAUCGACAAGUUGAAGAAAGCGGCUCUGGAUUGCGUCAUCAGCAAUGGAAAAGAAAUUUGCCACCAGGAAGAAUGGGAGAAAUUGAUGAAGAGCUAUCCCGACCUUUGCUUGACUGUCACUCGACGCAUGGUGGACAUAGCCAAGUUUCCUUCAGCAAAGAGGUCACGGACUGAGAAGGUUCCUGGUUAACUCAUUACACUCAACUGUUUCGUGAUUACAUUUUGAUUCGGGAUAAUACAGGCCUUAAUGAACGGAAUAUUUACCGUAUCAAUUUGUUUAUUUUGGAACUCUUAAACGCUCAUUCAAAGGUAUCGUCAAUUGAAUUCUAGUUGAAAAUGAUUUCUGGCUGUCAAAAGUGAUCUCAGCUAAAAGGGGCUGGUUCAGAAAACUGCAGACGAAUUUUAAAAAACCAGAACAAGAAACAGGUGGAUGAGAAAGGACGUUUUGAAAUCGUGUCCGGUGAAAGUUUCGUUCGUUCAAAGUUUCCGUGUUGUGAUGUGUGUUCCUGUCAACGCAAGGGUAAAACUGGUGUCUCUCGGUAUGUUACCAAACAUUGAAUUUGUUCAUUGAAUUUUAGUCAUUUAAGAGCUUUACUCGUGCAAUAUUUGUAAUUGUUUGAUCUGGCCAAUCACAACCCACAAUCAUAUGGGAUUUAUAACAGUAACAUCUCGUAAUGUUUAGCAUAGUAGAACAGUUAUAAAUUAUAAUUGAAUCCGCUUGAAACUGGAAAAGCUACAAAAUUGUUACACUUUCGAGGUUUAUUCAUUCCAGUUACCUUGAAAAUAAAAUUGGGAGGUAAAUUCUUAAAUUGCUCUACUUAAACUUAAAAAAAUCUGACAAAAGGACAUUUAUUAAAGAUUGCUAAUUUUGAAGUUUUCAGCAUAUCAAAUUUUUGUAUGACGAUAUUUAACUAAAUUU
Molecule: messenger RNA, 1979 nt
Organism: Daphnia pulicaria
Lineage: Eukaryota; Metazoa; Arthropoda; Branchiopoda; Diplostraca; Daphniidae
Product: BTB/POZ and MATH domain-containing protein 4-like
Exons: 2
Coding region: 165-1250 (361 amino acids)
Biological process (GO): regulation of proteolysis; proteasome-mediated ubiquitin-dependent protein catabolic process
Cellular component (GO): cytoplasm; nucleus
Molecular function (GO): ubiquitin protein ligase binding
Source: RefSeq, a predicted model, not a curated record